Messenger RNA from Lycium barbarum (goji berry), 3289 nucleotides. RefSeq names its product pentatricopeptide repeat-containing protein At3g48810. Gene Ontology annotation, molecular function: protein binding. Bases 272 to 2257 code for a protein of 661 amino acids. Lineage: Eukaryota; Viridiplantae; Streptophyta; Magnoliopsida; Solanales; Solanaceae. The transcript is spliced from 2 exons. The record is from RefSeq and is a predicted model, not a curated record.
UUUGGCCAUAACAUAUUCGGGUCGUAAAAUAACCUCAACGGUCCCGGCAACCAGCCGGAAAAUUCUCAGCACAUAGUGCAAAAUCAGUAAUUUUAUUUCUAUUUAUUUAUCCACUGUUUCUUUCUUCAAUAAAUUACUCUUCUAAUUUGUAUUCCCCCAAUUGCUUCCUUUAUUGUUAGUUUUCUUUUUGAAUACCCAAAUUGCUGCUUACUUCCCAUUUUGAGUUCUUCUUGAUUGUAACUUGAUAAAAAUUGUGUCUUUAAUUGUACUAAUGUACUUGAAAGAAGGAUGUUCUUUGCUGUUAAAAGUCCACAAAAAGUCUGUUCCUUUAAUCCUUAAUGUAAACCCAAGUUUCAAUCUUGAUCAACUUAAUAGUAAAAACCCCAUUGAGCUUAAGGAAUAUGAUGUGUUGAAUAGACUGAAAUAUGAAGAAAAUGUUUCAACUGCUUUAGAGUAUUUCAAAUGGGUUGCAAAUUCAACAUCUUUCAAGCACACCCUUCUCACAUAUAAAAUAAUGAUGGAAAAACUCGGGCAAGAAAAGGAGAUGGAUAGUGUUCAAUACCUCUUACAACAGAUGAAAUUAGAGGGUAUUAGUUGUUCUGAAGAUAUAUUUAUUAGCGUGAUCGAUUCGUAUAGGAGAGGUAAGGCGUCAGAGCAAGCGUUGAAGACAUUUUAUAGGAUACAGGAUUUUGGGUGUAAGCCUACGGCUAGGAUAUAUAAUCAUUUAUUGGAUGCAUUGCUUAGUGAGAAUAGGUUUCAUAUGAUUAAUCCUAUUUAUAGUAACAUGAAGAAAGAUGGUGUUGUUCCAAAUGUGUAUACGUAUAACAUUCUUUUGAAAGCGUUGUGCAAGCACAAUAGAGUUGAUGGAGCUAAGAAGUUACUUCUGGAAAUGUCGAACAAGGGGUGUUGUCCUGAUGAAGUGAGCUAUACAACAAUUGUUUCUUCUUUGUGUAAGUUUGGUAAAGUAAAAGAAGCAAGAGAAGUAGCCAUGAGAUUUACGCCUACUGUUCCUAUUUAUAAUGCUCUGAUAAAUGGGCUUUGUAAGGUAGAUAACAUUAAGGAGGCAGUUGAUUUGUUGGAUGAGAUGGCUUAUAAGGGAGUUGAUCCUAAUGUCAUUACGUACACUACGAUUUUAAAUGCAUUUGCUGACCAAGGAAAUAUUGGUCUUUCUUUUGCUAUGCUGAGCAAGAUGUUUGUUAGAGGUUGUUCUCCAAAUAUUCAUUCGUUUACUUGUUUGAUUAAGGGAAUUUCAUUGAUGGGACGAUGGUGUGAAGCUCUUGACGUGUGGGAUGGUAUGAUCAAAGAGGGAAUUUUGCCCAAUGUUAUAGCAUAUAAUGCACUUCUCCAUGGUCUCUGUUUGGCUGGUAAUAUGAAUAUGGCUCUGUCUGUUUGUAGUGCAAUGGAAAGAAGUGGCUGCCAUCCAAAUUCAACAACCUACAGCAUCCUCAUUGAUGGCUUUGCUAAAUCUGGAGAUGUGAUUAAAGCAUGUGAGAUAUGGAAUAGAAUGAUAAAUCUUGGUUGCCGUCCAAAUGUUGUGGUAUAUACAUGUAUGGUUGAUGUACUCUGCAGAAAUUUCAUGUUUGAACAAGCUUACAAUCUUCUACAUAACAUGGUAGUAGAAGAUUGCCCACCAAAUACCAUUACUUUUAACACAUUUAUCAAAGGUUUGUGUUCUAGUGGUAGAGUUGAAUGGGCAGUGAUUCUAUAUAAUCAAAUGGAGAGAUUUGGUUGCUCUGGUAAUACUAACACAUAUAAUGAGUUGUUGGAUGGUUUAUUUAAAUGUAACAACCUUACGGUAGCACUUGAGCUUGUUAGGGAGAUGGAGGAAAAAGAUAUUGAAUUUAAUUUAGUUACAUACAACACUAUAGCAUCUGGUUUCUGCCAUAUGGGGAUGCUUGAGGAAGUUGUAAAACUUGUGGCAAAAAUGCUGGUUAGGGGAAUCAAACCUGAUAUUCUCACCUUCAACAUACUUAUGAAUGUGUACUGUAAGGGUGGUAAGGUUGAAUCUGCAAAACAACUUCUGAAUGCUAUGACUGAAGUCGGCUUGCGUCCAGGUUUCAUAUCCUAUACCUGUCUGAUAGGUGGACUGUGCAGUUGGAUUGGUUUGGAAGCCACAAUCUGUUGCCUUCAGAGGAUGAUAAAUGAUGGAAUUCCACCCAAGAUAUCGACGUGGAAUGUUCUAGUCCGUCAUUUGUUUACCAAGAUUGACUAUCGAAGUGCACUAGAAUAUAUAGAAAGUAUAUUGGCAGCAGACUGAAGGUGUAAACAUGCUUGCUUCAACAGAUUGGAGUGAUGAAUACACAUAAAACCUUUACUGUGGAGGUAAAAACAGUGGUUGCAGCGAAAGCAAUUUUACAAAGGAGGGUCCGUCUCCAGAAUCUACAUCCACGAAGUGGGCAUUAACAGCUUGUUUUGGAUAUAUGGCUGGUGAAUCUCAAUUUCAUUUGCUGUUGAUUUGAGGAAUUUGGAGACAAAAGUUCUUGCAGGUUUUCAAUUGCUAAUAGUUUCUAGGAUAUUAUAAGCUUAAGGUUGUGAAUACAACCAAAAGGCAGUAUAGCUCCUUUAAACUAGUGUCUACUCUGAAUUAGAUAGCUCUAGUGGCAGCAGUAACGAGUUAUAGUGUCAUGCUUAUGCCGUGAGCAUACCUUUUAGUAAUUGAUCCCUCUGGUUCCUAACCCCUUACUGAAAAGCUUGUGUUUCAGUCUUUUAUCAAAUUGAACUACAACCAUUUGGUGCUCCCUACUGUUUUUAUUCUAAAGAUUUUUAGAUGGAGCCUGAUAUAUCCUGCAUUCCUGCUAUUGCCUUCUAUUAUUUUGACACUUAACUGUAAAAUUGUUUAUAUCCAGUCUGUAGAGUUCGGAAGAAGUUUCAUUAGGAACCCCUACCAAGGGUGUCUCGUUGGGGCGUCCCAAGGAGUGCAGGGCAGAACUGGGAACCAGACACAUGAAAAUGGUAGACAUAAUUUUUGUAAAACGCCACUGGUCUUUUUGGCAUGGAACUUGCAAGAGGCCUUAUGCAUAGAGUGAGAAAGGGUGAUUUGCUGUAAACGAUCAUUUAAGCUGGGUUUUGCUAGGAGAACCAAACAAGUCAAUGAUAAAAAAAUUCAGAUACAACUUCAUCAUUGGCAUUGGCUUAUUCAAAAACACUAGUAUUCUUUUGGCCCCUUUUCCUGUUCUAUCCCGGGAUAUGUACCCGGCAACUCAGUUCCUUAUUGAGGAAAGAGAACGGGUGUAUACGAUUUUCUUUAUCAUUAGUUUUGUUACAAUCUUUCUGCCUGGUUUGUGCUUCA